Molecule: messenger RNA, 2274 nt
Organism: Aplosporella prunicola CBS 121167
Lineage: Eukaryota; Fungi; Ascomycota; Dothideomycetes; Botryosphaeriales; Aplosporellaceae
Exons: 2
Coding region: 1-2274 (757 amino acids)
Biological process (GO): L-phenylalanine catabolic process
Cellular component (GO): cytoplasm
Molecular function (GO): ammonia-lyase activity
Source: RefSeq, a predicted model, not a curated record
AUGACCGGCACCACUGGCAUCAAGGCCAAGCGCGCCCACGCCGACGCUACCCGCCAUACCUGGUCUCGCCUCCAGAACGACGCUCACCCGGGCGAGUCGGCUAUCCAGCUCGACGGCGAGAGCCUCACCCUCGCUCAGCUCGUGGCCGUGGCCAAAUACGGCGCGGUGCCAACCUUGUCGCCGGAUCCGGCCAUUGUCCAAAGAAUCGAGACUAGCGUUCAGAUGCUUGCGAAACACUUGAAUCGCGGUGACCUUGUGUACGGUGUCAACACUGGCUAUGGCGGAAGCGCAGACACUCGUACCGACAAUCUCGCGUUCCUUCAGCAGGCAUUGGUCCAACAUCAGCAGAGCGGCAUACUCACCCGAAAUGAUACGGGCAAGCCUUAUCUUCCCGAGUCGAGUCCUGGCUCUCUUCAGCACUCUGAUGACUUUGGCACUCUUUCGAUGCCCAGUUCUUGGGUCAAGGGCAUAAUGCUCCAGCGCGUCAAUAGCCUCAUCAGAGGACACUCGGCCGUCUCAUUACCGGUCAUUGAGCUGAUCAUGACAUUCCUACAACACGACAUUACCCCGGUCAUCCCUCUGCGCGGAAGCAUCUCGGCAUCUGGAGAUUUGUCGCCCAUGUCCUACGUCGCCGGCGCCCUGGAAGGCAACUCUGACAUAUUCGUCCGCGUCGGCAAUCCCCCUGUCAUCAAGACGGCGAAGGAAGCGCUUCAGUCGUUCGGUUUCCGGCCAGUGGUGCUUGCGGCCAAGGAGGGCCUUGGUCUCUUGAACGGAACGGCCGCUUCAGCGUCGGCUGCUUCGCUGGCCAUUCACGAAACCAACCAGUUGGCCGUGUUAACCCAGGCUCUGACCGCCAUGGGCGUCGAAGCUCUUUGCGGAACUGCAGAGUCGUUUAGUCCGUUCAUUGCAAAGAUCAGACCUCACAGGGGCCAGGUUGAAGUGGCUGCGAAUAUUCUUGGUUUUCUCCGUGGAGCGCGUCUGGCGCACGGAUUGGAAGGACCCAAGGACAUGCAUGUGUCGGGGCUUUGCCAGGACCGUUAUCCCUUACGUACAUCUUCACAGUGGAUUGGGCCUCAGCUGGAAGACCUCAUGCUCGCCACGGAGCAGGUCAGCACGGAGCUCAACUCGACGACGGACAACCCGCUCAUGGACGUGGCGAGCGAUCUCAUUCACCACGGCGGCAACUUCCAGGCCGCUUCUAUCACGUCGGCGAUGGAGAAGACGCGCACGGCCAUCCAGAUGUUCGGCAAGCUCAUCUUCGCGCAGGGCACCGAGCUGAUCAACAGCAUGCUCAACAAGGGGCUGCCGCCCAACCUGGCGGCCGACGACCCCAGCCUCAGCUUCACGUGCAAGGGCAUCGACAUCAACCUGGCGGCGUACAUGUCGGAGCUGGGCUACCUGGCCAACCCGGUCAGCAGCCACGUGCAGAGCGCGGAGCUGCACAACCAGGCGGUCAACUCGCUGGCGCUGAUAUCGGCGCGCUACACGCUGCAGGCGGUCGAGGUGCUGAACCAGAUGUGCGCCGCGUAUUUGUUUUGUUUGUGCCAAGCGCUGGACCUGCGCGUGCUGCAGGCCGAGUUCUUGGCCCAAGCGUACAAGGAGGUGCGGCAGGCGACGGUGAACCAGCUGGGUGUGCAGACGCCCGAGUCGAUGGAGUACGACAACGACGGCGAGGCCAAUGCCAGCGGCGCGCCUCCAGCUGUCGCCUCGGUCGAAGCAAAUCUGCACGAGGAGUAUGCGCCGCGCCGCGCCGGCCGCGUCUUCGACGACGUGUGGGCGGUGCUGAAGAACACGUGGAACGCGUCGGGGUCGAUGGAUCUGGACGCGCGGGCCGAGAAGACGGCGCAAGCCGCGGCGCAGGCCUUUUACUGGAGUCUGCAGGGGCGGGUCGAGUACGCCGACGUGUGCGCCUACGCCGCCACGGUGCGCGGCAUCCUGGCCUCGGGGUACGCGGGCACGCGCGCGCGCCUGUUCGCCGAGCACCGGGCUGUCACGCCGCUGUAUCUGGGCCAGGCCAGCCGGAAGCUCUAUCUUGCCGUCCGUGGCGAGCUGGGCGUGCCGUUCCAUCGGGGCUUGGUCGAGUACCCGGGGCAGCCGGUGUGGGAAGACAUGCCGACGAAGCCGUCAUUGCCGGCGGACCAGCGUCGCACGAUUGGGGGGCAGGUGAGCGUGAUUUAUGAGGGUUUGAGGGAUGGGGUACUGCAUCGGGCUGUUAUGGAGGCUUUGGGGGAGAAUGAGGGUGCUGGGGUUGCGAAGGAGGGGGCGGGGUUGUAG